CAGUGUUGUGUUUGUUAAAUUUAUGUUUACCAUUCAAUAAAUUUAUUAUACUAUGUCUGGUAAGCGAAUUAAAUUAAGUGGUGCAGCUUACCAAAAAGCAGCAAAAGAAAAAAAAGAAAAAUAACGAAGAACUACUUCAGAAAAUUCCAAAAGUUCAUUCUUUUUUCCCUACUAGAAUUGUAGGAAGUCCGGAAUUGAUCCCCACAGAAGAAUAUUCUCAAUCUAAAACGUGUUUACCAACUGAUAUUUCUAAAAUUGAAAUACCGUUGAAUACAACCGAUGAUACGAAAGUUAUUACGCAGCCACAUAGUCUACAGAGUUAUGGUUUACAAAAAAGAUGGUCUUAUCAAAGACCUGUGGCCAAAUAUUCGGUUAAUACAGUUGUCGGGUCUAUUCAUAACCGAAUAUUAUGACGAUUAUUCUGGAUUUUCUGUGUUGCUCCGAAAGAUUUAUAGCUGGGUCACAACUGUAAUAGUGUACUCGCAAUUCAUAUUUAUGGUGAUGUUCAUGGUUACCCAGUCUAAUGAUUCAGAUCAGUUGGCUGCUGGAGUGGUGACUACGUUGUUUUUCACCCAUUCGAUGAUCAAGUUUUUAUACUUCAGUACGGGUACCAAAUCUUUUUAUAGGACUUUGAGUUGUUGGAACAAUACCUCUCCACAUCCACUAUUUGCAGAAUCUCAUUCAAGGUUUCAUGCAAAAUCAUUAUCUCGAAUGCGUCAAUUGUUAAUUAUUGUGUCGGUAGUUACGAUUUUCACAACAAUUAGUUGGACAACGAUUACUUUCUUUGGCGAAAGCACGUGGAAGGUUCCAAAUCCUGAAACAUUUAAUGAAACAAUGUCGGUUCCAAUUCCUCGUUUAAUGUUGCAUUCUUGGUACCCAUGGGAUGCGAGUCAUGGAUUAGGUUAUAUAAUUGCUUUUAUCUUACAGUUUUAUUGGAUAUUCAUAACCCUUACUCACUCGAACUUAAUGGAAGUUUUGUUCUCGUCGUUUUUGGUGCAUGCGUGUGAACAACUUCAACAUUUAAAGGAGAUAUUGAACCCAUUGAUUGAGUUAAGUGCUACCCUCGACUCAGUAAUUCAUAAUCCAACCGAAAUAUUUCGUGCUACUUCAGCCAAGAAUCAAUCAGUUAAUGACCGCGAAUAUAAUGGGUCUUACGUGAACGAAAUAACUGAAUAUGGUACAAAAGAAGAAACCGAACUAAACGGAAAAGGACCAAAUAACUUAUCUACCAAUCAAGAAGUACUUGUUAGAUCAGCAAUUAAAUACUGGGUUGAACGACAUAAACAUGUAGUCAAAUAUGUGAGUUUAAUUACCGAUUGCUAUGGUGUAGCACUUUUGUUUCACAUGUUAGUCAGCACGGUCAUUUUAACCAUUCUCGCAUACCAAGCAACCAAGAUCAAUGGAGUUAACGUAUUUGCGUUUUCGACCAUUGGAUAUUUAUUGUAUUCGUUCGCUCAAAUAUUUAUGUUUUGCAUACACGGCAAUGAACUUAUUGAAGAAAGUUCAUCUGUGAUGGAAGCGGCUUACAGUUGUCACUGGUACGAUGGGUCCGAAGAAGCUAAAACAUUUGUUCAAAUUGUUUGUCAACAAUGUCAAAAGCCUUUAAUUGUGUCUGGGGCGAAAUUUUUCAAUGUCUCAUUAGAUUUAUUUGCCUCGGUUCUUGGUGCUGUAGUAACAUACUUCAUGGUGUUGGUGCAACUUAAAUAAAACAGUUCAAUGAAAAAUACUAUGAUAAUUUUAGUGAAUUUCACUUGUACUUGUAUUGUUUAAAAUCUGGGCUUAUUAUGUUACCAUAGAUAUUAAUUUUAUUU
Sipha flava (yellow sugarcane aphid) is the source of this 1811-nucleotide messenger RNA. It is a transcript of the gene Orco, whose product is annotated as odorant receptor coreceptor. The transcript is spliced from 10 exons. The coding region runs from base 280 to 1707 and encodes 475 amino acids. Gene Ontology annotation, molecular function: olfactory receptor activity; odorant binding. Gene Ontology annotation, cellular component: plasma membrane. The record is from RefSeq and is a predicted model, not a curated record. Gene Ontology annotation, biological process: sensory perception of smell; detection of chemical stimulus involved in sensory perception of smell. Lineage: Eukaryota; Metazoa; Arthropoda; Insecta; Hemiptera; Aphididae.